Molecule: messenger RNA, 228 nt
Organism: Ambispora gerdemannii
Lineage: Eukaryota; Fungi; Glomeromycota; Glomeromycetes; Archaeosporales; Ambisporaceae
Source: the annotation of a GenBank genome assembly
AUGAGGGAAUUGAAACGCAUUGAGGAAUUUAUUCAUGAAAAUCUCAGCUGGACAGAACUCAAUGAUGGUCCAUUGCGAAUCGAUCAAGUCAUUUACGUGAAAAAGGACUCGCAAGAGAAAAUCAUUAUAGGAAAACAAAGGAGUGAUGUGACAUUGUGUGCACAAGAAGAAAUUUUAAAGAGAUCAGUUCGUAAAAAACCGCAAUUUCGUCGAGAGCGAUAUAGUGCG